This is a messenger RNA of Paramacrobiotus metropolitanus, 1238 nucleotides long. RefSeq lists its product as uncharacterized. The coding region runs from base 178 to 1083 and encodes 301 amino acids. Gene Ontology annotation, molecular function: glycine N-acyltransferase activity. The transcript is spliced from 5 exons. Lineage: Eukaryota; Metazoa; Tardigrada; Eutardigrada; Parachela; Macrobiotidae. The record is from RefSeq and is a predicted model, not a curated record. Gene Ontology annotation, cellular component: mitochondrion.
AUCUGCUUACUGUAAAAUGCCCCUGGCGCAUACGGUGUCGCUCGCUGCAUUUUCUGGAAGUUAAUGGAUUUAAUUUCUCCAAUUUGUAAAAGCAAUCGACGUUCUAGGGUAUUCUAAAAAUCGAAAUCGUUUCGCCAGCUUUGUCGGGGCAAACAAGCGCAUAUUACGAGAGCCGAAAUGAUUGUUCUGGAUGAAAUUCAGUUACCUGAGCUGGUUAAGGCAGUCCAAGACGAUUUCCCCCGUUCGCUCAUGAUUUUCCACCUUGCGCGAAAUGUGAUUCGCAACCGGUAUUCCUGGCCGGGCCUGGAGUUCGUGGUUGAUAGUUUCCCGGAUAUUUCCGUCUGUGUUUGCCGGCCAGCCAUAAACGGGCAGAAUUAUAUUCCAAUACUCAACGGGUAUUCCGUGUUCACUUACUCAAAAAAUGCCGAAAUGUUUCGUAAAAUGAUUUUCCAAGAGACGGUAGUGGACUGGACCCAAGAAAUAAUGUUUAUCGGGAUCAGUGAAUUGGAAAGCAAAAUACUGCUUGAGUAUGGGAACAAAGCGUGUAUUGGAAAAUUUAAAUAUUAUGGUUUAGUGGACGGUUUUCCUCCCGGAGCACUUUAUUACAACUUAGAUCAUCUUAAUACGUUCUCGUAUACGCUGCCCGUUGGAUUCCAACUGGGGACUCUAACAGAACAGCAUCUGGAGCAGUUAACUAGCGAAAGGAAUUACGGUAACACGGAGAACACCAGGAAGUUCUUCCGGCAACUGCUUAAGCACAACCACCCUAGUGUAGCCUUGUUUAACGAGAACAACAUUCCCAUUUCUUACGUGCUGUACAAAACCGAAGGCUGCAUUGGAGGAGCCUAUACAAACCCAGAAUACCGUGGACAAGGUUUUUUCAAAAUCGUAACAUUUGAACUGCUGAAAAAGCUUAAAGAAGACGGUGAAGUUUUUAUAUUUGGCGAUACAUGGAUUUCCAAUAUUCCCUCGCAAAAUGCCCAAAUCGCCGUGGGUGGAAAGAAAUAUGAGGAUUAUGUUGCAUACUGGAUAAGUUAUACACCGUCGACUAAUAAUUCUGAGAUUACUUAUCAAUCUUUCUAGUGUUUUUUUUUAUUUUUAGUGCUGUGUAUGUAGAAAAGGUUAUCGAUACUGGCGAUAAGUGUGGUCAGCUUUCGAUGAAUUUAUUACUCAUUAAAUUUUACGAGUAUCAAUGUCUCUUUAUUCAUGUUUACAUCGCGACAUAACAGUCAUGACUC